This is a messenger RNA of Knipowitschia caucasica, 1908 nucleotides long. NCBI's taxonomy places the organism in Eukaryota, Metazoa, Chordata, Actinopteri, Gobiiformes, Gobiidae. The record is from the annotation of a GenBank genome assembly.
AUGGCCAUGGUCCCGAUGGGAGCGAAACGGCCCAGGAAUGAGCUUGUUGCGGCAGCUCAGUCUCAGCAGCUCAUGGCAAUGGGUCCCCCACGAACAUCCAGUCUACAGGCUCCCAUUAUGCUGAUGUCUGGGCAUGAGGGGGAAGUUUACUGCUGCAAGUUUCAUCCAAAUGGAGCUACUUUGGCUUCUUCAGGAUUUGACAGGCUAAUAUUAAUGUGGAAUGUUUAUGGAGAUUGUGAAAAUUAUGCCACUUUGAAAGGACACAGUGGGGCUGUGAUGGAGCUGCAAUACAACACAGAUGGCGGCAUGCUAUUUUCCGCCAGCACAGACAAGACCGUUGGUGUGUGGGACAGUGAAACUGGAGAGAGGAUAAAACGCUUGAAGGGCCAUACUUCUUUUGUGAACACAUGCUACCCGGCCCGACGAGGCCCUCAACUCGUCUGCACUGGUAGUGAUGAUGGUACUGUCAAGCUGUGGGAUGUCCGUAAAAAAGGAGCAAUCCACACUUUCCAGAAUACCUACCAAGUAUUGGCCGUGACUUUUAAUGAUACCAGUGAUCAAAUCAUGUCUGGAGGCAUUGACAAUGAAAUUAAGGUUUGGGACCUGAGACAGAACAAGCUCAUCUACACAAUGCAUGGUCAUGGUGAUUCCAUAACAGGACUAAGCCUGAGCUCAGAAGGGUCUUACCUGCUCUCCAACUCUAUGGACAACACAGUUCGUAUUUGGGACGUACGGCCUUUUGCGCCCAAGGAGAGAUGUGUUAAGAUUUUCCAAGGCAACCUACACAACUUUGAAAAGAAUUUGUUGAGAUGCUCCUGGUCGAAUGAUGGCAGUAAGGUUGCUGCAGGCUCAGCUGACAGAUUUGUUUAUAUAUGGGACACCACAUCACGAAGAAUCAUUUACAAACUGCCAGGUCAUGCUGGUUCUGUUAAUGAAGUCGUCUUCCACCCAGAGGAACCAAUUGUGCUGUCAGCGGCCACCCCCACCCCCUCGCCUCUCUCCCCGCGGCUGCUUGCGCCGCCCCGGCCGCGCUUGUUGACAAAAGACGUUUGGAGACUGAUCGAAGACCCUCGCUCCCCGCUACGGUGUGGCCGAGGGGGUCUGUUUGUUGGAACUGGACGCUUUGACCGCAGAAGGCCGGCUUGGACGCCCCCACAUCAUAUCCCCCUCUCCUCUUCUCUGAAAUCUCCCAGCUUCUGGCGGACAGGCAUUCUGGAUCUGACCGGGGACCCGUCUUUUCCCCGAGGUGUCCGUGGCUCCAAGCCGCGUCCAGACUCCUCCAAGAUGGGGAAGUGCGACGGAAGAUGCACGCUGCUGGUGAUAUGCUCGCUACAGCUGAUGGCAGCCCUCCAGAGACAGGUGUUUGAUUUUCUGGGCUACCAAUGGGCCCCUAUCCUGGCUAACUUCUUGCACAUCAUGGCCAUCAUUCUGGGCAUUUUUGGCACAGUACAGUUCCGCUACAGAUACCUCAUCUUUUAUGCAGUAUGGCUGGUCCUAUGGGUGGGCUGGAACUCUUUUAUCAUAUGUUUCUACCUGGAAGUUGGAAACUUGUCCCAGGACAGAGACUUCCUCAUGACAUUCAACACAUCGCUCCAUCGUUCGUGGUGGAUGGAGCACGGCCCUGGCUGCCUGGUCACACCGGUGCCAGACUCUCGCCUGGCGCCUGAUGACCACCAUGUCAUCACGGUCUCUGGAUGUCUACUGGACUACCAAUACAUAGAGGUGCUGAGCUCAGCUGUUCAGGUCCUAUUGGCUCUCUUUGGCUUUGUGUAUGCCUGCUAUGUGAGCAAAGUCUUCCAAGAUGAUGAGGACAGCUUUGAUUUCAUCGGUGGUUUUGACUCUUAUGGAUACCAGCCCCCUCAGAAGUCCUCACAUCUACAACUGCAGCCUCUGUACACAGCUGGUUAA